This is a messenger RNA of Cryptotermes secundus, 3875 nucleotides long. RefSeq names its product calpain-A. The transcript has 17 exons. Gene Ontology annotation, biological process: proteolysis. Gene Ontology annotation, cellular component: cytoplasm. NCBI's taxonomy places the organism in Eukaryota, Metazoa, Arthropoda, Insecta, Blattodea, Kalotermitidae. Gene Ontology annotation, molecular function: calcium ion binding; calcium-dependent cysteine-type endopeptidase activity. The record is from RefSeq and is a predicted model, not a curated record. The coding region runs from base 1014 to 3344 and encodes 776 amino acids.
CACCUUCCCGUCUCUUUCAUCACACUGCGUCCAGUCUCGUCUCAGUUCUCGUGUACUUUCAUUUCCACGCUACACAAUUACUAUAGCUUGCAGAGAGCUGUAAAUAAACCUACCGUCACAUGCUCGUCUUCGUUACACGAAUUCCUUGUUAAAACAGUAAUAGAUCAAACGGCUAUUACUGCGUUUUAGUACUUCAGUAGAACCGCGCGUUAACAUUUCAAGGGCAACAAGUGCACGCUUGGACUUACAGUUCACGUUUAUACGUUUCAAGAUGGAAUAGCGACCCUUGUUGGCAGCGCCGGCGUUGGUGACGUGUUUGUUCAUGGGCUGCAGAGUUCAGGAGCGAUUCAGUUCGCUUGUAACUGCGGAAGAAGGUUGAGGUAAUAUUGUGUGUGACUGUGCUGAAAGGUGAUCUGUACGAUAUUAAUCAGCCUACUGCUACCUCUGGUUCGCAGAGGUUCGUGUUGUGUUGGCUCAAUUUGGUACUUGUUUUCUUCCCAGCUGUGAAGUGGUUGUAUAAGUGAUUACGGACCAACUGUACAAUACUGUGGAUGCGUAAAUCUGACUUUUUUAAUUCAGAUUUCACUUUCGAUUACUAGCAAGAAAGGGUAAAAUUAAACAUGAGUCUUAAAGAAAGAGUGGGGAAGAGUGUAGGCUGGAUUCGUUUGGCCCAGAAUAUGGAGCACUAGUGGGCUCCUGUGAACACGGUAAGGAACCUUCGGGUUCCGUAACGGCAAAGAGGAAGUUCUUUUGUGGCCGAGGAAGGACGAUUCUGCUGCAUGCAGUAGUUAGUUCAUUAGCCAUAACACGACGAUUCACCGUACCUGGGCCUCCUCAGAAUUAAGGUGACCAACGAUUUUGCAUCCUAAUGAACCGAAUAAACAGAUUGGGUCGUCUAGGUGCCCUGGACCUGACGUGUGUCAAAGGAUAGUGGGAGCUGGACGAGCGUUUCAUCACCAUUGUGUUCCAUCCAGAGGUACGUGCUAGCCGUACGUGUCGUGUAGAGCAACGCUAUGGGAGAAUACGAUGAAGACCCCACUCAGGAGGAGGACGAUUUAUUGGAUGGUCACGGGGGAAUGGGCGGGGGAGCCACGCCGGGGGAUCUGUUCAUCAAGACCGCGACCGGCAUCAAGAGGGUGCUGCCAUCUAUAUUCAACCUUAAAGUGCUUGGAGAAAAGGGCUCAGGGCUGAGGGCUCGAGGACAGGUGCAGGACUUUUUUAAAAUUCGUGACCAAUGCCUGGAGGAAGGGACACUCUUCGAGGACCCCGAAUUUCCCGCAGAGGACUCAUCAAUAUAUUUCAGCAAGACUCCGCCCCGACCCAUCGAAUGGAAGAGACCCAUGGAAAUUGCAGAUAACCCAGAGCUGUUUGUGGAGGGUGCCAGUAGGUUCGAUGUGCAACAAGGAGAGCUUGGAGACUGCUGGCUGCUGGCAGCUGUUGCGAACCUCACACUUAAUAGGGCUUUGUUCUCACAGGUAGUUCCUGAUGAUCAGAGUUUUGGGGACAAGUAUGCUGGCAUAUUUCACUUCAGGUUCUGGCAAUAUGGACGCUGGGUGGAUGUUGUGAUAGAUGAUCGCCUGCCCACUUACGGUGGGAGGCUGGUGUUCCUCCACUCGUCAGAGCACAAUGAGUUCUGGAGUGCUCUCCUCGAGAAAGCAUAUGCAAAGCUUCAUGGGUCAUAUGAGGCACUGAAAGGGGGCACAACAUGUGAAGCAAUGGAGGAUUUCACAGGGGGAGUGACAGAGAUGUAUGAGUUGAACCAAGCACCUCCAAACCUGUACAGGAUCAUGUUGAAGGCAUAUGAGCGCUCAUCACUGAUGGGCUGUUCAAUUGAGCCUGAUCCAAAUGUUGUGGAAGCGCAGACACCAGAGGGCCUCAUCAAGGGACAUGCCUACAGUGUAACAAAGGUGAAGUAUGUUGACAUCCAGACACCACGCAGCUCAGGGAAAAUCCCUCUCAUCAGAAUACGUAACCCAUGGGGUAAUGAGGCUGAGUGGAAUGGACCAUGGAGUGACAAGUCCCCUGAGUGGAGAUUCAUUCCAGAUGAGGAGAAGGAAGAGAUUGGCCUCACUUUUGAUGAGGAUGGUGAGUUCUGGAUGUCAUACAAGGAUUUUCAGAAACAUUUCUCACGACUUGAGAUAUGCAACCUGAAUCCAGAUUCACUGACUGAGGAGGAACUGCUCAGAUCACACAAGAGAAAGUGGGAGAUGAGCAUGUUUGAGUGUGAAUGGGUCCGAGGUGUCACUGCUGGAGGUUGCAGGAACUACCUUGAAACAUUUUGGCACAACCCACAGUAUCGCAUCACACUGGAGGACCCUGAUGAAGAGGAUGAUGACAACAAAUGCACUGUCAUUGUGGCGCUGAUGCAAAAGAACCACAGGUCACAGCGCAAGAUGGGCAUUGAAUGCCUUACCAUUGGGUUUGCCAUGUACCAUCUGAAAGAUCCAGACAAUCUGCCGAAGCCAUUGGACCUCAAUUUCUUCAAGUACAAUGCAUCUGUUGCACGGUCCCAAUCCUUUAUCAAUCUACGUGAGGUUAGCUGCCGGUUCAAAUUGCCACCUGGAGUGUAUUGCAUUGUUCCUUCCACAUUUGAGCCGAAUGAAGAGGGAGAGUUCAUUCUACGUGUCUUCUCUGAACACAAGAACCACAUGGAAGAGAACGAUGAGGAGGUUGGUCUGGGGAAAGUUGAUGAUAGAGUGGUGAAACAGCCAGAACCAGAAGAAGAGAAAACACAAGACAAAGUGAAGGAGUUCUUCUGCAAGAUUGCAGGAGAAGACAUGGAGAUUGACUGGAUGGAGCUGAAAGAGAUCUUGGACUAUGCCAUGAGGAAUGAGCUACCUGGUAGGUCUAGUUCGCAGGACUCGAUCGUCAACACAAUCCUUUCCGUCUUGUGUGGUGUGCUGUGUCGUGACACUCCUCUCGGCCAAACAUUUGAAACGAAGAAAGAAGGCUUCUCGAAGGAUGUGUGCCGAAGUAUGGUUGCCAUGAUGGAUGUGGACCGGUCUGGCAAACUUGGCUUUGAGGAAUUUAAAGCCCUAUGGGUUGACAUUCGGCACUGGAAGGCCGUGUUCAAGUUAUACGACAAAGAUGACUCUGGCUGUCUGAGUGCCUUUGAGCUACGUCAGGCCCUUAACUCAGCUGGAUAUCGCCUUAACAACCACAUUCUCAACAUCCUUGCACAUCGUUAUAGUACCAAGAAUGGCAUGAUCACAUUUGAUGACUUCAUGAUGUGUGCUGUCAGGCUGAAGACCAUGAUUGAUAUCUUCCGUGAGAAAGAUACUGACAACACCAACACAGCGACAUUCACAAUGGAGGAAUGGGUGGAGAAAACACUGUACUCAUAAAGUGUUAUGAUGGGCCUGCCAUAUUCUAGUAAUCACUAAUUCCAUGUAGAGACAGAUAAGAUAUGUGCUGUAGGAUAUAUUAUGUGUUAAACAGAAGCAAAUGAAUUUAAGUUGCUAAGUUGCCUAACCUCUGAAGUCACAAAGGUCCCCAGUUCAUGUUACAGUUAUAUUUAAUUUUUUUUUUCUGCUGAUACAUUAUCAUCAUUGCCAGAAGUUCUGAGUUGACAGUCACCCUAGUAAAUGCUGGCUGGUAAAUAUAAAAAUUAAUAAUUGGUGAGAAUAUGAAAUUAGGAAAUUACUGCUCUUGGAAUUUAUUACUUUUUUGUAAAUUCGAACAAAUACUAAACAUUUAACAGAUCAUAAGUACAUUAUAGAAAUACUAUCAUUAGACAGACCCCAUGCAGUCAUCCUGCAUCUACAAUUUAUAGACUGAACCCUCACAGAAUAUGCAGCUAGAGAGUUGUUAUGACUGAAUGAAGUUGGGUUCUGGGAGUACAGCAGAUUGAAAGUACAACAGCUCAGUCAGGCUUU